Molecule: messenger RNA, 1638 nt
Organism: Ceratotherium simum simum (southern white rhinoceros)
Lineage: Eukaryota; Metazoa; Chordata; Mammalia; Perissodactyla; Rhinocerotidae
Gene: TOB2
Product: transducer of ERBB2, 2
Biological process (GO): regulation of gene expression
Cellular component (GO): cytoplasm; nucleus
Molecular function (GO): transcription corepressor activity
Source: RefSeq, a predicted model, not a curated record
UUCAUUGACUUUGCUCACUUUGGGCCGGGGCGCGGGAAGGUGCGGGUGGUCGGCGGAGACAAGCGAGUGGCUUGGACGACGCGGGGCCAGGGGGGCAGGACCGCCAGCCGGCCACAGCCGGGACCGGCCUCCGCCCCGCAGCACGAGCCACCCUCCGGUCCUCCAUCGCCGCCGGCCGGUCCGCCCGCCCUCCGUCCCCCCGCCGCCAAGCCCGACCUCCAAAAAGCUGAAAGAAUUAUUAUUGCAAGUCAGCCCAUACCCCCCUCACUCGCCCCGCAACCGUCAACGAAGAAAAGGACACAUCGGCCCCGGCCCGGCGGCGUCCGGGAAGGAAGGGAAAGCGAUCUCCGCCCCGCGCCCGGGACCACCCUGGAGGCAUAAGCCGCCCCGCGGCCGGCAGACCGCCCCGCCGCCGCGGAGACCCGAGUGAAGCUGUCUAGAGCCCAAGGCUGCCCACCUUCCGUCUCCUGCCAGUGCUCUUGGCUUGUGCACGUGUGCUGCACUGAUUCUCUGCCUAGGACAGGACCAUGCAGCUGGAGAUCAAGGUGGCCCUGAACUUCAUCAUCUCCUACUUGUACAACAAGCUGCCCCGGCGUCGGGCAGACCUGUUUGGGGAGGAGCUAGAGCGGCUCUUGAAAAAGAAAUAUGAAGGCCAUUGGUACCCUGACAAGCCACUGAAGGGCUCUGGCUUCCGCUGUGUCCACAUUGGGGAGAUAGUGGACCCCGUGGUGGAGCUGGCCGCCAAGCGGAGUGGCCUGGCAGUAGAGGAUGUGCGGGCCAACGUGCCUGAGGAGCUGAGCGUCUGGAUUGACCCUUUUGAGGUGUCCUACCAGAUUGGUGAGAAGGGGGCUGUCAAAGUGCUGUACCUGGAUGACAGCGAGGGCUGUGUUGCCCCAGAGCUGGACAAGGAGAUCAAGAGCAGCUUCAACCCUGAUGCCCAGGUAUUUGUGCCCAUCGGCAGCCAGGACAGCUCUCUGUCCAACUCCCCAUCGCCGUCCUUUGGCCAGUCACCCAGCCCCACUUUCAUCCCCCGCUCCGCCCAACCCAUCACCUUUACCACCGCCUCCUUCGCUGCCACUAAGUUUGGCUCCACCAAGAUGAAGAAGGGUGGUGGGGCAGCAAGUGGUGGGGCUGUAGCCGGCAGUGGGGCAAGUGGCCAACAGCCCCCACAGCAGCAGCCUCGCAUGGCCCGCUCUCCCACCAACAACCUGCUGAAGCACAAGAGCCUCUCUUUGUCUAUGCAUUCACUGAACUUCAUCGCAGCCAACCCGGCCCCUCAAUCCCAGCUCUCGCCCAAUGCCAAGGAAUUUGUGUACAACGGCAGUGGCUCUCCCAGCCUCUUCUUUGAUGGGGCCGAUGGCCAGGGCAGUGGGGCCGGCACCUGCAAUAGCAGCAGCUUUGAUGUGGCCCAGGUGUUUGGAGGUGGCACCAAUAGCCUCUUCCUGGAGAAGACGCCCUUCGUGGAAGGCCUCAGCUACAACCUGAACACCAUGCAAUAUCCCAGCCAGCCGUUCCAGCCCGUCGUGCUGGCCAACUGACCACCCACCUGCCCGCGGGGCCAGGAGCACCCAAGACCACAGAAAAGAGAAAGGAAAGGAAAGGCCAAAAAAAAAAAAGGAAAAGAAAAAUAUACAAAAA